Humulus lupulus (European hop) is the source of this 2101-nucleotide messenger RNA. Its product is annotated as transcription factor bHLH63-like. Gene Ontology annotation, molecular function: protein dimerization activity; DNA-binding transcription factor activity. NCBI's taxonomy places the organism in Eukaryota, Viridiplantae, Streptophyta, Magnoliopsida, Rosales, Cannabaceae. The coding region runs from base 329 to 1720 and encodes 463 amino acids. Gene Ontology annotation, biological process: regulation of DNA-templated transcription. Gene Ontology annotation, cellular component: nucleus. The transcript has 8 exons. The record is from RefSeq and is a predicted model, not a curated record.
UCUUGUCAAAUUCCGGCCAACCUUUUUCGCCCUUUAUUUAUACCUCACUCCUUCUUUCAUCUUCAUCUUCACCAUUACCUUACCUCUCUCUCUCUCUAUAUAUAUAGAAGAACUCGAUUAUUUAGAGGUCCAUAAAAGCAUAAACGUAACACAGCGUACGUCUAUUAGGCACACGUUAAGAGAAACCAUAUACUACGACUCCAACAACUACCGAAGAUACAUUCUUUUUUCUGUUUAAUUUUUCUAUUUUGGGUUGUUGAUCUUGUUCCAUAAUUAUUGCUGUCCUUCCAAAGGAGAGAACAGAUUUUCUUUUAAAGAAAAGGUCUGCAUGAUGAAUAGAACAUUGCCGGAGAUGUUGCACUGUCUGAGCGCUCCGGGGAAUCUUGCUGGGAACUGUACGGAAUUUACGGUGCUGGAGAGGCAGAGGGCUCGAUUGAAGUGGCAGCAAGAAGAGCGUCCUCAUCAACAACUACAGCAGAGUACUUAUUUUAGUGGGAGCGAACUCGGUGGGGUGUACUUCCAAUCUCAUGAUGAUCAACUUCAUAACAUUCAGGAAGAUUCGUUCAAAGAUUUGGCCGUAAAUCGAUCGGUUAAACCCGAUCAGGGUUUUAAAAAUGGGUGGCACGAGCCCGACAAGAUUAAUAUGCCAUUGUUCGGAAUCGGAUCAUUGUCGUCGUCUUGUGGUUUUGUUAGCGGUACUACUAAUAAUCCUUCUCCCGGGAUUCAAAUGAACGGUGCAAUUUCUAGAACCUAUAGUUGUCCGCCGAAGGUGGCAGUGGGGACGGCAACAGAGGAGCUUAAAGCCAAAGAAACUGUUUCACCGCUGGAAAAGCUUAUCUCUGCCAGCGGCAAACAAAGCUUCAAAAAGAGGAAAACGGAUAAAUUGCAAAAUUCAAAGAUCGUUGAAGAAGAUCAUGAGUCAAGAGAUAAAAGGGUCAAAGGAAGUGCAGAGGAAGGUGACUCGAAAAUCACAGAGCAAAAUAGUACCAAAAAUGUUUCUUCUAACGCCAACAAUAGGGAUCAGUCUUCUUCUGGAGACAACUCAAAGGAGAAUUCAAAGGUCUCUGAGGUUCAAAAGCCUGAUUACAUUCACGUCCGGGCACGCCGAGGCCAAGCCACCGAUAGCCAUAGCUUAGCUGAAAGAGUGAGAAGGGAGAAAAUCAGCGAGAGAAUGAAAUAUCUUCAGGAUUUAGUACCAGGAUGCAAUAAAAUCACAGGCAAGGCUGGAAUGCUCGACGAAAUUAUCAACUACGUUCAAUCUCUUCAGCGACAAGUUGAGUUCUUAUCCAUGAAAUUAGCUGCUGUGAAUCCAAGGCUUGACUUCAACAUAGACGACUUGUUUGCGAAAGAGAUGUUUCCAACUAGCACAGCGGGAUUUGAGACACUUGGGAUGUCAGCAGAAAUGUCCAACUCUGCUUAUCUUCAAUUCAAUAAUCAAGGGCAGCAAGUAGUUUCUUCCAGUGGAUUGGAAAUGGCUAUGAAUUUUCCUGACAUGGCUUGCCUUAGAAGAACCAUUAGUGCCCCUAUUUCCAUCCCGGAACAAUUUCUCGACGCUUCAUGCUACAAUCAAGUCCAGCCGACCACAACUUGGGAUUGUGAAUUGCAAAACAUUUUCACUUUGGAAUAUAAUCAAGGAAGAACAACAACCUCUCCAUCUGAAUUACCAUUUACAGGUUCUAACUAUUCUAUUGAAGCUAGUAAUCUAAAGAUGGAGAUGUGAUUGAGCUAUCUUUAUACGAAUUCUUGAAAUAAGUUUCACCCAAAUUUCGCAGUCGUUCGAUCUGAUUCACCAUUCUCUACGUACAUAACAUAUAAAUAUUUUUAUGUAUACUGGUGACAUAGAAUGAAUAAUAUAAUAAAUACUCAUUAUUAACCACAAAACCCUGCCAAUUCUGCUGACGAAGUAAAUUGGUUGAUGAUGACAAUUGGCACUAAGAUCACAGAAACUAAAUAUUACUAACGGCUUUACUAACCAAUUUGAGUCCAAGAGAAAGGGGACUCUACUACCUAUAUCAUGUCCGCAUUGAUACUUUAUGGCCAGUGCAUAUAUAUAAUAUAUAAACAUGGAAGACACCCUCAUAUGGGGGGCCUUGUCAAACCA